GAACUGCUUCUUCCAUAUUCGCGCACAAAGCCUGUAUAUGCUAGCUUCUUCAGUGAGCCUUUUACACUAGGCCUCUAGCUGUAUAUAUAUUAUCUGUACUCUGAAGUCUCUGCUUCGUUCUGUGAAAGCCGAGUAAAGGCAGAACAGAAACAAUGGUGAGAGCUCCUUGCUGCGAGAAGAUGGGACUGAAGAGGGGUCCUUGGACUCCUGAAGAAGACCAUCUCUUGGUCUCCUACAUCCAAAAACAUGGCCAUGGCAAUUGGCGUGCCCUCCCAAAGCAAGCAGGUCUUUUAAGAUGUGGGAAGAGUUGCAGAUUACGGUGGAUCAACUAUUUGAGGCCAGAUAUAAAGAGAGGAAACUUCACGGCUGAAGAAGAAGAAACUAUUAUUAAGCUGCACGAGAUGCUUGGCAACAGGUGGUCAGCCAUUGCAGCGAAGCUACCAGGAAGAACAGACAACGAGAUAAAAAAUGUUUGGCAUACCCACUUGAAGAAGAGGCUUCAAAAAACAAAGCAAGCUGAUCAGCUCAUUAACUCAGAAACCAAAACCAGAGGCUCCAAACCUCAUUUAAUUAAACGAUCUGUUUCCAGUUCCAGCACUGUGACCACUCAAUCAGUUUCAUCAUCGUCUACUUCUUCCAGUGAUCUGUUAUCCUCAGUAUUCACACUAAGAGAAAGCAAUGGCAUGAAUAUGUGCAUCAAGAGUGAAGACAUGGACUCUCUGGAGCCUAUAUUGCCUCAAAUUGAAGAAAGCUUUUGGUCAGAAGCUGCAAUGGAUGACAAUAGCAUCGCCAUGAACAAUGAAUUACCAGCUCAUCAUCAAUGCUCAUUUGAGCCUGUGGAAUCAUUCCAGCAAGGCUGCGGGUAUAACAGUAUAAACUUUGACGAUGGAAUGGAUUUCUGGUACGACGUAUUCAUCAGAUCAGGGGAUUCGACAGAGUUGACGUUCUGAACUUUUCAUAUAUGCUCCUAGUGGGCCUUUGUGUCAUCCAUCUAUUUCUACUUUCUAGUGAGAGAGGAGGCUAUUUUUGUCCAUCCAAGAGCUACAGUCAUUCAUUGACUUGUAAACCUUCACCACCUUUUCGUUAAAAGCUUAAAAUAUAGAGUGAGAUUAAAUAGUAAGACACUCACAAAGAAGUAAUGGGCAUGUAAUUAACAUUCUUGUUUCUUAGAAAUAAUAUUUUUUUUUUUUGGA
Molecule: messenger RNA, 1193 nt
Organism: Prosopis cineraria
Lineage: Eukaryota; Viridiplantae; Streptophyta; Magnoliopsida; Fabales; Fabaceae
Product: transcription factor MYB4-like
Exons: 3
Coding region: 153-950 (265 amino acids)
Source: RefSeq, a predicted model, not a curated record